Melitaea cinxia (Glanville fritillary) is the source of this 930-nucleotide messenger RNA. RefSeq names its product elongator complex protein 5 (gene Elp5). Gene Ontology annotation, molecular function: tRNA binding. The transcript has a single exon. Gene Ontology annotation, biological process: tRNA wobble uridine modification. Lineage: Eukaryota; Metazoa; Arthropoda; Insecta; Lepidoptera; Nymphalidae. Gene Ontology annotation, cellular component: elongator holoenzyme complex; nucleus; cytosol. Bases 143 to 910 code for a protein of 255 amino acids. The record is from RefSeq and is a predicted model, not a curated record.
GGUUUCGUCGCCGGGCAUUGUAACCAAAUUUUAACACGUGCAGUUGUCAUUUAUUUUGAUUAUUUAUCGACUUGCACAACCUUUGUGCACAACUUCAAGGCAUUAAACUUAAGAAUAGAAUUGUAAUAUUAUUUUAUUGUUAAUGAUGACUUUAUUCAAGCUAAAAGCUGCCUCUUCUUUGUUGAUAGAAGAUGAUUACAAUAAAAAUAUAUUACCCAUACUAACAGAACUGGUUGAUAACACAGAUUGUAUUAUCAAAAUAUUUUGUUAUGAACGUUCAGUGCAGGUUUGGCAGGAUGCUUUUAAAGGUAGAUCUGUCCAGUGCUUCAAAGGCUUUUUAAAAGAAGAAUGUUCAUCGACAACCAACCAAACCAAGAAGCUAGUUUGCAUUAUAGAUUCAGUAAAUCAAAUGGCAUUAGAAAUGGGUUGGAGUGAAUGCUUAAGAAACCUAAGAAAUCUAGAAAACAAUUCUAAAGUAAUGAAAUAUAUAUUAGUAUUACACAAAGAUUGUAUAUUACCUCAUUCUAAAUUACAUAUAAAUUUAAAUUAUAUAACAAAUGCUAUAAUAUCAUAUGAUAAUACAAUUUCAAAUAAAGUUUGGAUUCAAAUAAAGAAAAAUGGUAAAUAUUAUAAGAGUGAAGAAAUGUUAUCAUAUGAUAGCAGAACAUCUUCUUUGAACUUUACACCUGUUGUUAAAGCUAAUAAUAAAGUUGAAGAACUAGAUAAAGUUUUACCAAGUAAUCUCUCCACAUUCAAGAUAGAAACUGAUCAAACACAACAAUUGGAAAAGCAUAAGUUAAAAUUACCAUACAUGAGCAAAAUAAAUGAAGGUCAGGGUAAGGUCUAUUAUGAACCAGACGCAGUCGAUGACUGGGAUGAUGAAGAUCCAGAUGAUGACCUCGAUAUAUGAAUAAAGAUUUUAACACAGAA